Molecule: messenger RNA, 1179 nt
Organism: Chrysochloris asiatica (Cape golden mole)
Lineage: Eukaryota; Metazoa; Chordata; Mammalia; Afrosoricida; Chrysochloridae
Gene: CYTH1
Product: cytohesin 1
Exons: 13
Coding region: 160-1179 (339 amino acids)
Biological process (GO): regulation of ARF protein signal transduction
Molecular function (GO): guanyl-nucleotide exchange factor activity
Source: RefSeq, a predicted model, not a curated record
GUAGUUCCCAGUGACCUGACUCCAGAGGAGCGGCAAGAGCUGGAGAACAUCCGACGCCGGAAGCAGGAGCUGCUGGCUGACAUACAGAGACUGAAGGAUGAGAUAGCAGAAGUAGCUAAUGAGAUAGAGAACCUGGGGUCCACAGAAGAAAGGAAAAACAUGCAGAGAAACAAGCAGGUAGCCAUGGGCAGGAAGAAAUUCAAUAUGGACCCUAAGAAGGGGAUCCAGUUCUUGAUAGAGAACGACCUGCUCAAGGACACCUGUGAAGACAUCGCCCAGUUCCUAUAUAAAGGUGAAGGGCUCAACAAGACUGCCAUCGGGGACUACCUGGGCGAGAGAGACGAGUUUAAUAUCCAGGUUCUUCAUGCGUUUGUGGAGUUACACGAGUUCACUGACCUUAACCUUGUUCAGGCGCUACGGCAAUUCCUGUGGAGCUUCCGGUUACCGGGGGAAGCCCAGAAGAUUGACCGGAUGAUGGAGGCGUUUGCCCAGCGGUACUGCCAAUGCAACACCGGGGUGUUCCAGUCCACAGACACGUGUUACGUCCUCUCCUUUGCCAUCAUUAUGCUGAACACCAGCCUGCACAACCCCAAUGUCAAGGACAAGCCCACUGUGGAGCGGUUCAUCGCUAUGAACCGAGGCAUCAACGAUGGGGGGGACCUGCCUGAGGAGCUCUUGCGGAACCUGUAUGAGAGCAUAAAAAACGAGCCCUUUAAGAUCCCCGAAGAUGACGGGAAUGACCUCACUCACACCUUCUUCAAUCCAGACCGAGAAGGCUGGCUGUUAAAACUCGGGGGUGGCAGGGUGAAGACUUGGAAGCGUCGCUGGUUCAUUCUGACUGACAACUGCCUGUACUACUUCGAGUACACGACGGAUAAGGAGCCCCGGGGAAUCAUCCCUUUGGAGAAUCUGAGUAUCCGAGAGGUGGAGGACUCAAAAAAACCAAACUGCUUCGAGCUGUACAUCCCUGACAACAAAGACCAGGUGAUCAAGGCCUGCAAGACAGAGGCAGAUGGGCGCGUGGUGGAAGGCAACCACACGGUGUACCGCAUCUCCGCGCCAACACCUGAGGAGAAGGACGAGUGGAUCAAGAGCAUAAGAGCGGCCAUCAGCAGGGACCCGUUCUACGAGAUGCUGGCCGCGCGCAAAAAGAAGGUCUCCUCCACCAAGAGACACUGA